Messenger RNA from Eutrema salsugineum, 714 nucleotides. RefSeq names its product replication protein A 70 kDa DNA-binding subunit C-like. The transcript has 4 exons. Bases 1 to 714 code for a protein of 237 amino acids. NCBI's taxonomy places the organism in Eukaryota, Viridiplantae, Streptophyta, Magnoliopsida, Brassicales, Brassicaceae. The record is from RefSeq and is a predicted model, not a curated record.
AUGUCUUCUUUCACCGAUCUCUAUUCCGUGAAGCCCUUCAAAACUCAAUGGAGAGUUCACGUGAAGAUAUUGAAGGUCUGGAAACAAUAUUUGAAUGGUGUAGAGACGUUGGAAAUGGUUGUUGUUGAUGAGAAGAAUCAAACCAUGCAUGUAACUUUGAAGAAGGAGUUCAUCAAGAAAAAUGAAAAUCUGUUAGAGGAAGGUGCCUCUAGAAUUAUCACAAAUUUUCAAGUGGCUCAUAACGGUAGUAAGUUCAAGACCAGCCCUCACGUUUACAAAAUCUUUUUCGCAUCAACUACAUCUGUCAAACCGGCAGAAGAAAUGGAUCCAAGAAUCUUAGGUUUCAAGUUUGUCAAGUUUAGUGAUAUUCACGAAGGCAAAAUGAAUCCAGAUUUCUUGAUAGAUGUUAUUGGACAAAUUGUGAGUAUUGGGGAUGUGGAGAUCUUGAAUGUUGGAAAGAGACAGACAAAGAGGCUUUCUAUGGAGAUCCGUGAUACAGAAAAUGUUCGACUUAAUUGUGUUCUUUGGGGACAAUUCGCUGAAAAUCUUGAAAGUGUGGCUCAACAUGCUAAUGAUGCUGUGAUUGUUGCUGUUUUGCGGUUUGGAAAGUUAAAACUUUAUCAAGGUGUUUGGAGUGUUGGCAAUUGCUACAACUGUUCAAUGGUUAUUACUGAUCCAGUCUUCCCAGAGAGUUUGGCUUUUAAAGAGAGGUAA